Cuscuta campestris is the source of this 2734-nucleotide messenger RNA. The record is from the annotation of a GenBank genome assembly. NCBI's taxonomy places the organism in Eukaryota, Viridiplantae, Streptophyta, Magnoliopsida, Solanales, Convolvulaceae.
GGAACUUCUCGCUGGGGGGAGUUUGGUGAUGGUGGGCUGCUGUGGGGAGAAUGUAGUGCAAGAAACUAUGAGUGGUUGGACGGUGAUCCAACUAAUGCGCUCUUGUCUAAGGUUAAAGAAAUUUAUGGUCUUGAUUGUGAUGCCACUUUUAGAAAUGCUACCGUUGCAUCUGAAAAUAGACCACGCCCUUUGCUCUUAGGAACUGCUACACAGAUAGGUGCAAUACCGACAGAAGGAAUUCCUUCUUUGCUAAAGGUGUUGCUUCCGCCACAUUGCACAGGUCUACCUGUUCUGUACAUAAGAAAUCUCCUUCUGAAUCCACCUGCAUAUGAGAUUGCGUCUAAAAUCCAAGAAGCAUGCCGACUUAUGAUGGAUGUAACUUCUUCUGUUCCGGAAUAUACUUGUCUCUCAUCCUCAAAGCUUGCCAAGUUGCUCACAUUGAGGGAAGCAAAUCACAUAGAAUUUUGCAGAAUGAAGACGAUGCUGGAUGACAUACUGCAAAUGUAUAGAGAUAAUGAGCUUGUUCACAUUCUACAUUUGUUGAUAGAUCCUACUUGGUUGGCAACUGGGUUAAAAGUUGACAUUGAUUUGCUGGUAAAUGAAUGUGAGAAUGUCUCUAGUACAAUUGGUGAACUGAUUUUUCUUGAAGGAGAAAAUGAUCAGAAAACAAGUUUCUCCUCUAUUAUUCCUAAAGAUUUUUUUGAAGACGUGGAGUCUUCAUGGAAAGGUCGUGUCAAGAGGGUUCAUUUGGAAGAAGCAUAUGCAGAAGUUGAGAAUGCAGCAAAUGCCUUAGAAUUGGCUGUUAAGAAAGAUUUCCUUCCUAUUAUUUCGAUAGUAAAGGCCACUAGUACUCCAUUUGGAGGGCCUAAGGGGGAGAUUUUGUAUGCUCGAGAGCAUCAGGCAGUAUGGUUCAAGGGGAAGCGUUUUAUGCCUUCUGUUUUGUCUGGGGCCCCUGGAGAAAAUCACAUUAAACAGCUUAAACCUGCUGUGGACUCAAAGGGAAAGAAGGUUGGAGAGGAAUGGUUUACCACAAUGAAUGUGGAGAAAGCAUUAACAAGGUAUCAUGAGGCUAAUGCUAAGGCCAAGCUUGAGGUACUGGAAUUGCUCAGAGGGCUUUCUUCUGUGUUACAAACUAAGAUCAACAUCGUUGUCUUUGCGUCCAUGCUGGUUAUUAUUGCAAAGGCCUUGUUUGGUCACGUGAGUGAAGGGAGGAGAAGGAAAUGGAUUUUCCCAACCCUUCGAGGGUCCAAGGACUGCAAGCCGCCUCGUGGGUUAAAUAUGAUGAAGUUAUCUGGUUUAUCCCCUUAUUGGUUUGAUGUAGUGCAAGGUAGUGCUGUACAAAAUACCGUUGAUAUGCAAUCACUAUUUCUGUUAACCGGGCCCAAUGGAGGUGGAAAAUCAAGUUUGCUACGAUCAAUUUGUGCUGCUGCACUGCUAGGGAACUGUGGAUUCAUGGUUCCAGCUGAAUCAGCUAUCAUUCCUCAUUUUGAUUCAAUUAUGUUACACAUGAAAUCUUAUGAUAGCCCUGCUGAUGGAAAAAGUUCAUUCCAGAUUGAAAUGUCCGAAAUCCGUUCCCUUAUUAAUGGUUGCACCUCAAGAAGCCUAGUACUUAUUGAUGAAAUAUGCCGAGGAACAGAAACAGCAAAAGGAACAUGCAUUGCUGGCAGUAUUAUAGAAACUCUCGAUGAAAUUGGGUGUUUGGGCAUUGUAUCAACCCACUUGCAUGGAAUCUUUGAUUUACCUUUGAAGUCCGAAAAUACCAUGUACAAAGCAAUGGGAUCCGAUUAUAUUGAUGGUCGAACUGUACCAACAUGGAAGCUUGUAGAUGGGAUCUGCAGAGAAAGCCUUGCAUUCGAAACUGCUCUGCGAGAAGGAAUCCCUGAAAAGAUAAUCCAUAGGGCUGAACAGUUAUACCAGUCAUAUUACAAUGGGCAGAGUUCUCCCUCUAUGGAUAGAGACCCAGAACAAAAAAAAUCAAAUCAUAAACCUGAUAUGAACAUGAUUGAUGAAAGGCCUGAUAGAUUCAAUGGUUCUAGACAGAAAUAUACGACUUCUACGCCAAAAUCCACGAACGUAACCAAAACCUGGUGCAAGGAGGAUUUGGAAAAGUCCAUUACCACUAUUUGUCAGGAGAAGUUAAUGAAACUCCACAAGAUAAGAAACACGUCCGAGUCUUCUAUUAAGUAUUUUAUGAUUUCUGUGCGGGAGCAGCCUCCUCCAUCAACCAUUGGUACUUCAACAGUGUAUGUGAUGCUUAGACCAGACAAUAAACUUUAUGUUGGGCAGAGUGACGAUCUUGGGGGCAGAAUCCGCUCUCAUCGCGCGAACGAGGGAAUGGAGAAGGCAUGCUUCCUCUAUUUCUGUGUCCCCGGAAAGAGUGUGGCUUGUGAACUGGAAACUCUUCUCAUAAACCAACUCCCAAAACAUGGGUAUCAGCUGACUAAUGUUUCUGAUGGCAGGCACAGAAAUUUCGGAACAUCUGACCACUCCUUCGAAGCAGCCCCAGUGUUCAGAUGACCUCUGCCACACCCAUGCUUGGGACUUAGGGUCUAGUUUUUUGUAUAAUAGAAUUGUUGUAUUUUGGGAAAAUUCUUGUAAGGUUUCACCAUUAUUGGGAUAGUGGCUGCAGCAGUUUUGGUCAAUUUAAGUUGCUCCACUCAGCAUUCAUAUGAAGGAAUGUUUUGUUGUAUAAGCCAAUGAGUUUUGCUUUGGGCAUUAAAGCUCAAAUCUUAUU